Messenger RNA from Mya arenaria, 6490 nucleotides. RefSeq names its product ankyrin repeat domain-containing protein 26-like. The coding region runs from base 984 to 4748 and encodes 1254 amino acids. The record is from RefSeq and is a predicted model, not a curated record. Lineage: Eukaryota; Metazoa; Mollusca; Bivalvia; Myida; Myidae. Gene Ontology annotation, molecular function: protein binding. The transcript has 31 exons.
GUUUAUAAAAUCCCAGCAUGCCGUAGUAGAGUUUGAUAUACAAUGCCGAUGGAAUUUGGUUAAAUAAAUGCUUAUAUUUGCACAGGAUAUAAUAUUCAUAUGGAUUUUAUUCAUGCCAAAGAAUUAAUUAAGAAUUGGUGCCGGCAAUUUGAAAAAUGCAUUAUAAAUAAAUCUUCUUUUUGAAGGUUGUUUCAGUCGUUUGCGAAGCGCUUUAAAAUUUACAAAAAACUUGAGAGUCAUGAUAAAAAAGAAUGGUUUAUUUUGUACAAUUUAAGAUAAAAAGGAUGUGCAGUAUUUGAAAAGGAUUUUAAAUUGUCAAUAUUAUAUACCAUGAACAUUUGAAGUUAAUUCUCUUAUAUCUAGUUUUUGAGUUCUAAUGUAGGACUAUGAUUUCAGGGUAGAAAAAAUAUUUUGCCUAAAAUUUCACCGUCAACGUAAUCUGAAGAAAUGUGUUUGCUAGGUCUCUGAAAUUGCUUGCUAAGGCAUUUAGUGAAGUGUUAAAAGUGAUUUGUUUAACUUUCAGUUUUAUCAGUGUGACAAUACUUACUUUACAUAAAGAGGAGUCAAGUGGCUUAAAUUGAUCAAACGUCGGGGAUUAUCCUCUUUGUAUCUGUCUAUAUACGAGUAUGAACAUAGGGUUCAAUUUUAUUUCUUGUUCGGCAAACAAUAUUUUCAAAACUACUGUGCUACGAAAAUGUGGACAUUUAUUAUACCUAAAUGUGUUUCGAUGAAUGAUAGUUUGUAGAAGUAUGCUCUCAUUAUGUUUAGAAAUGUUGGGGUGAAAUUGAGUUUAAAAGGGGUCUACAUAAAAUAGUGAAAACUGUGCAAAAUAAAAAAAAAAAUAUCUGAAUUUUUUUAUGAAAUAUUAUGGGAUAGAAUAAAACAGAAGUAAAAUGUGUAUUCAGAUUCGGAGUAUCUUGAUUUACAUAUACUGCACUGAAAUAGGACCCUAAUUUGCAAUAAAAGGGAGUAAAAAUCUUGCCAUGGAGUUAACAGAUUGUUGUGACCCCCCUCCAGGGCUCAGUAGAGCUCGUAUGGAAUAUAAUGCCCUGCUUAGGACUAACCUUGGGCGCUACUUUGCAAGCACUGAGCCUCCAUCGACAAUCACCACAACACCAGUGAGUCUCCAAAAUGGCAGCCCACAUCUAGGCCCCCCACCCCCCAUUCCAGCUAGUUUCCCACCGGCAAUGUCCCUACAGAGCGAUGGGCGCAGCGCUGAGGAAGAAGAUCUUGAUGAUUUGGUAGCUCCAACACAGACAAAACCUUUUGGUACCUCUCUCAGCCAAUUACCCGACUUCUCCGGAACAACGGGCCUGUAUCGAUCAGGCCUGGAUGUUCCAUUUGACGAUGACGGCCUUUCAGUAACGUCCACAGAAAACGGUGACAUCAGCAGCUCUUAUCGACCAGAAAACCUGCCAUACGGAAAAGAUAUACUCGUUAAUAUGAAUUUGAAUGACUCAAACGCAGUACUAAAACUGCAGGAACACUUGCGUGAACAUCGCAAGCAGCUGGAGCAUGAACGCAGUCAGAAAAAUCUCCUGGAGGCGAAAGAGAAACAGUGGAGCAAAGUUAAACAAGACAUGCAGAAGUCGAUAGACAACCUGAAGUACCAUAAGUCUGUGUUGGAACAAGGCAAGCUGGAUUUGGAAGCCAAAAUACGCCAACUAGAAUACACAGUGAGUGAUGAAGAAGAAAAAAAGAGAAAUGCCGAACUUCUGCUCAAGAAGACAAAAGAUCAGCUUACUAAGAAGGAAGAUCAGUACACGCAGGAGAUGGAGUUACGGCAGCGGGCAGAACUGUCCAUGAGAAAUGUACAGAUGGAACUCAGAUCAGCUCAGAAUCAAAUGAAGGAUCUUGAGGAUGAAAAGGCGGAACUCGAGCGUCACCUGUCAAAUGAGAAAUCAGCACGAGAGCUUCAGGAGCGAAUCAACGAGGAGCAACAGCGUCUACAACAACAUAUGCAUGAGGAGUCACUGCUUAAUACCUCACAGAGGGAUUCCGAAGGGGAUGAUGCACAGACUGCCCUAGAACUAGCUGACAAUGACCUUAAACACAAUAAAGAUAUGCUGGACAAGUACAAGAAUGAAAUUGCUGCACUCAAGGCUGAACUUCAACGCCAACGUUCCCGACUGACUGAGGAGAACAGCCAACUCUCCGGAGAAAACGAGGCCCUUCAAGCACGACUGGAAGACCUCCGAGCGGAACUCCACAACCACGAGGAGGCCCUGACACAGAUUACACUCCAACAAAACAUUGCGCAGGAUAAACUGGUCAAGGAAAACAAGCUUCUGAAUAAUUCUCUGGAUCAGGAGAGGCUUGCUAGGGAGAAGAAUGACGACGAGUUGGAUUCCAUCAGAACAAGGUUACAGUCCACUACAGUACAGCUUGAAAAAGCCCAGCAGGCUAGAAGUGAUCUUGAAAGACGUCUCCAUGACGACCGUGAAGAAUGGGGACGUCAAUUGGAACGUAAGGAUGCUGAAUUGUCUUCAGCCAAGGAGAAAAUGCAGAAUUACAUGCACGGUAUAAACUCCAUGGAAACAAAGCUGAAUUCUGUUGAAAAUGAGCUGCAGAUCUCCAACACAACACUCCUGGAGCGAACCAAUCAGUACCAGCAGACCCAACGAGAUCUUCAGUACUACAAGACUGCGCAGGACAACUAUGAUGCAAACUUCAGGCAUGAAAAGGAACAGAAUGCAAAACUCCAAGCAAAGAUAGAGUCAUUCCAAGACAGGUUGACAGGUCUGCAGCAUGAGAACCUUACUCUAAAACAACAAGUGGAUACAGCACAGGUCAUGGCCAGUGACCGUGCCGGCCAUGACAUUCAAGAUAAGCUCAACACCAUGAUUGCAUCUCUCAAGGCUGACCAUGAAAAGAUGAGAGCAAGUCUAGAGGAGAAGAAUCAGAAUCUACAAGACACGAUCUCGCGACUACGUGAUGAGGUCCGUAACUCUGAGAACCGGCGUAGCAAUCUGGAACAGGAUAUCAGACGUCUUAACCAGGAGCAGAACGAUUUCAUUCGAAAACACUCCAUGGCUGAGGCUUCACUAGAUGUCGCAAAUAAGGCGCGUGAACAGCUUGAACAAGAGCGUUUAGCGCUGAAAAUGGAGAUUGAGAAGCUCCAGGCCAAGUACAACACAGCUCAGGAAAAAACAAUCGAGGCUCAGACACGUAUGGGUGAACUCGUGGAUCGGCUUGACCGCACAGAGCAGUCACGCAUGUUAUCUUCCCAACAAUUGGCAGACACGUCGGUGACCAUGCAGGACUUCAAUAAAAGCAAGUCUGAACUGGAAGAGAAUUACCAGCGCCUUCAGGUGGAGAAUGUCCGUAAUGAGGCAGAGCUUAAACACGAGAAACAGAAGACAGAAAUGUUACAGCGAGACCUUGCAGACUCACAAAAGGUUCGUAGCAGUCUCGAGGCUCUGUGUUCGAACCUGAAGUCAACAAAUGCACACCUAGAGGAGAAAUUAGGGCCUGAACAGUUACGCGAGGUCACUGCUAGCGGCGAGAUCGCUAAUCGUAACGCAGUCACAAAGGAAGCUGAGGAACACAAAGGUCUUUGGGAACAGGAAGUGCUUUCUAGAUCUAAACUUGGGCUUAGGAUUGCUCAAUUGGACCGCCACAAGCAGGAAACGUCAACACAACUAGAGGAAGAGAAACGUCGCACGCGGAAGGCUCUACAAGAGAAAAAACUCGCGGAGACAAAACUUGAGUCAGAGCAGGAAAAGAGCCAGGGAUUACAAAAAGAAGUAGCCAACUUGAAAGCAUAUCUGAAAGUGGCCAAGAAACGUCUUAAGGAGCCUGGCGCUGACGAUGCUCUGGAUACAUCUGAAACGAGAAUAAGCAGCAUAAACACAGCUUUCGACAGAGAACGCCAAGCUAUGGAAGAAAUGCUCAUCUCUGUAAAAUCCCAGUUUGAGCAUAUGAAACUGCAACUCCAAGACGAAAUUGAGGAAAAAGAGCGAAUAGGAAAUAAGAAUGCUCAGUUACAAACUGAGUUGAAAAAUCUCCGAAAGUUGGAACAGUCCGUCAAGAAGAUCGAUCGGAGUAAGAGGAAACUCGAAGACGAUUUUCGAAUAUACAAGACCACAGUCGAAGCAGGAUAUACAGAGAAAUCAACAGUGGAGGAGGCUCGUCGCGAGAUUGAGGCACGGUAUCGGCUGGAGCUCAAUCGCAAGUUGGACGAGGUGAAUAAUUACCUCGAGGAGCAGGCCCGCACUCGACAGAAACUUGAUAUUGGAAGGGAAGAGCAGGAUAAUAGAAUAAGGUCCGAGAAGAAACGGCUGGAGGAGGAGUGUACAGAUCUUCGUAUCAAGUAUGAACAGGCAGUCGCAAAACUGGAGACGAAGGAGCUUGAAUCUAAACGUUUCCGUGACCUUUACGAGAGCGAGAUGCAGUGGAGAAUGAGACUCAGCGAACAGCUCUACCGCUCCACUGACAAGGCAUUCGGCUUCAAAAACAAGUUAGUUGCCGAGCGACAGAAGAACCGCAUGUUUGGUAGCCUUACCAAUCUCUCCAUGAACGGUCAGGCGCUGGAUUUGAGUAAACUCAACGGCUCGUUGGCGGACGAGGCUCUCAGUAAUAGACUUCGGGCAGAACUGGACAGAAGCAUAGCUAAACACUUAGAAGCUGCGCCGCAUGACCAGAUUCAGCCACUUCUCUCAAGAGACGACCCCAUCCUUUCUUCAUCAAAUUUUGCCAAGUCCAGUGCCGACUACAUCGAAGUUUUAAAAAGAAAAUAUUGUGUAUAGCAUUAACUUUGUCAAGGAAAACAAAGAUUAAAAUAACAUCAAUUUUUAAAGAUUUCUUUUUGUGUAUAUCGCAAUUUUCAUCAAGACUUAUUUACAUCGAAGUUAUGAAAUGGAAAUAGUAUGUCUAUCGUAGCAAAUGCCAGCCAUUGCAAUAUGCCUUCCGUCCAGUUGUUUUGGGUUGUUUAUUUUUUAAGUGUAAAUAUAUUUUACAUUUUUACUUUUGAAUUUCACCCUUGGUUGUUUAGAAUUUUUGUUUAUUUUUUAAAUAAGCACUUACAGAGAUAUAUUUGAUCACUUAAUGGAAAAAAGAAUGGAGAUAUAUUUGAGCAUUUCAUAUAAAAAUAAAUGUACUGAUUACAUAGCUUAAUGUACAUGUAUGCUAUAUACAUGUAGUAUGCCCCAUAUUCUUUAUGAAAUGGUUGCAGAACUAGUGUUUUGAUUUUAAAAAAGAUCUUGUUUGAUUUGCCAAAGAACUGUGCCAGUUUUCAUUUUGUACAUUAUACAGAGAUUAAGCGUGUCAGACUGUGAUUUUGUUUUUCAUUUUUUCGUUAUAAUUUUAUCAUUGUAAGUUUGUUUUUUUCUUUUUUAAACAGAAAACAGCGAAGUUAUUUUAAGUUUAAAAUAUCAACACAGUUUAACUAUGAGAUAUGUGUCCUCUAUAAAUUAGAGGAUUUUGAAUAUUAAAAAGAAAAAAUCAAAAUGGGUAAAAAUUACUAAACAUGAAAAUAACAUUUUUUUCCAGAUUUAAUUUAUGAUCAAUGCCAAUAUUAGAUUGUUUUUUGUUUUUACCAUACAAAUGUACCACUAUUUUUUCCUACAUUUUGUUUAUCCUAGCUUUUCAUCCACAAUACCAGUUGGUAUUUAGUUUAGUCUCUCAGUGUAAUUCUAAAUCUUUGCUUAAAAAAAAUAUUAGCAAUAAAGCAUCGAUUUAAGCGGGUAUUAAAAUUAACAAAAUACUGAUAUUAAUCUGUCUGCAAUGAAUAAGCCUUCACGGGGAUGCAGUUUAUCAUUUUCAUAAAAAUAAAUGCAUUAUAGAUGUUUUAUAAUACCUUUCUUCUGAGGUUUAGACAUUUGGUACAAAAAAACAUUUUCCAUAUCAGAAUGUGUAACAAGCAUUUUCAUUUUGUUGACUUAAGUUAAGAUACAUUUGUGUUUUAACAUUUCUUUUGGAGGAGAUAUACCAAGCAGGGAAUGCAUUAUUUAAUGGAAGGUUUUUUUUAUUAUUAUUCUGUCAGGCUGCAGAAAUGUUAAGUUCUCAUCUCUUACCUGUCAGCCUGCAACAAAAUCUCACAAAUAUAUUUAGUAUAAAAUUUGGACUCCGCCAUAGUAUUUUAUUUCUAAAUUUUAGAUGUACCCGUAAAUUUUAAAUUCUAAAAAAUUAUAAAAUCUGUUCACUGUACGGUCUCUUUUAAAGGAAAGAGCAGAUGAGAACCUAACAAUUAUUUGGCUUUUGAGGACUUUUAAGGUAACCUUGCAUACCUCCUCCCCAUUUCGACAACUUUCGAACAUUCAGAUUUCUUGAAUAAAAUGGUGAUGAUCGGGUCGGUCAGAGAUGUAUAUUUAUAUCUCUGCUUUCCUUUUGUAAGAAUGUAUAAAUUUUACAUAUCAUAAACAUGAUCAUCGAAAUUUUUGUACAUAAUUAUUAACAGAUAUUUUAUGUAUAUUAUUAUAACUAUAUGAUAUUAUAUCCAGGUUUUAUACAAAAUAAGAAAAAAUAAAUUUGAAUAAAAAUCUAUAAAUGA